GGUACAUUUCCAAUCCAUACUUUCCCUCCUCCUAUCUUAAAAAUCCCACCACCGUGGUUCGCCGGAAAAUGUCUAGGCUUCUAACCACCACAACCGUCCACAUCUCCGCCACCGCUAUCCUCCUCACUAAAUCCCGACCACCACCACAAGUCCACCAUCACUUCACCUCCACUCAUCUUUUCCCCAAACCUCACCUUCGUUAUCCUUCCUUCACUAUCCGAGCUAUCAACUCCGAUACCAAAAACGACGACGUUUCAUCACAGAAUGAUAAAAUCGAAUUAUUAGACUCUAAUAAUAAUAAUAAUGGUGGAUUAAUAAGUAAUUACGAUGAUAGUUUAUAUCCUAGUGGUGAAUUUGAAUAUAAAAACCCUGGCGCGUGGAAAACAUUUGUGGUUAAGCUACGUAUGUUGAUUGCUUAUCCGUGGCAACGUGUUCGGAAAGGCAGUGUUUUGAAUUUGAAAUUGCGUGGACAGAUAUCCGAUCAGGUGAAGACUCGUUUUUCUUCGGGAUUAUCCCUGCCACAAAUAUGUGAAAACUUGAUUAAGGCAGCAUAUGAUCCUCGUAUAUCUGGUGUUUAUCUCCACAUUGAAACCUUAAGUUGCGGAUGGGGUAAAAUCGAAGAAAUUCGAAGGCACAUAUUGGAUUUUAGGAAGUCAGGAAAGUUUAUAGUUGGUUAUGCACCUGCAUGGGGUGAGAAGGAGUAUUACCUUGGCUGUGCCUGUGAAGAGCUAUAUGCCCCUCCAAGUGCUUAUUUUUCAUUGUAUGGUUUAACUGCUCAAGCACAAUUUCUUGGUGGUGUACUUGAGAAAGUAGGUGUGCAACCACAAGUUCAGAGGAUUGGUAAAUAUAAGAGUGCUGGUGAUCAACUGACUCGCAAGAAUAUAUCCGAAGAAAAUCGUGAGGUGCUUACUACUCUGGUAGAUAAUAUCUAUGGGAAUUGGGUUGAUAAGAUUUCUGAAGCCAAAGGAAAGAAAAAGGAAGAUAUUGAGAGUUUCAUUAAUGAAGGAGUUUAUCAAAUAGACAAGUUGAAAGAAGAUGGAUGGAUAACAGAUAUAAAGUAUGAUGAUGAGGUUACAUCUAUGUUGAAAACAAAACUGGGCAUUGCGGAGGAGAAAAAGCUCCCAGUUGUUGAUUACAAGAAGUACUCCAGAGUUAAGAAAUCAACUGUGGGGUUAUCUGGUGGCAAGGAUCAAAUAGCAGUAAUUAGGGCCUCCGGUAGCAUCAGUCGUGUACGAGGGCCGUUCAGUUCACCUAGUUCAGGCAUCAUUGCUGAGCAAUUUAUUGAGAAGAUUCGCAUUGUAAAAGAGUCGAAAAGGUAUAAGGCUGUAAUUAUCCGAAUUGAUAGCCCUGGAGGUGACGCUCUUGCUUCCGACUUGAUGUGGAGGGAAAUCAGACUAUUGGCUGAAUCUAAGCCUGUUAUCGCAUCAAUGGUAGAUGUGGCUGCUAGUGGAGGGUACUACAUGGCCAUGGCAGCUCAGGCUAUAGUCUCCGAGAACCUUACUUUGACAGGUUCAAUUGGUGUUGUCACAGGUAAAUUUAAUUUGGGGAAACUAUAUGAAAGGAUUGGUUUCAACAAGGAAAUCAUAUCGAAGGGACGAUAUGCUGAGCUAACUGCUGCUGACCAGCGACCAUUCAGGCCUGAUGAAGAGAAACUUUUCGCUGAAUCUGCCCAGAAUGCUUAUAAAUCGUUUCGUAACAAGGCAGCAUUUUCAAGAUCAAUGAGUGUGGAUAAGAUGGAAGAGUUUGCUCAAGGGAGGGUAUGGACUGGAAAUGAUGCUGCUUCACGGGGGUUAGUUGAUGCAAUUGGAGGGUUCUCACGGGCUAUUGCUAUAGCAAAACAGAAGGCAAACAUAGCUGAGGACAAACAGGUUACUUUGGUUGAGCUGUCAAAGUCAUCACCCUCUUUACCAGAAAUCCUGAGUGGUAUAGGGAGUUCAGUAAUUGGAAUAGACACGACACUGAAACAAUUGAUGGAUGGGUUGACAUCGAGUGACGGGGUACAAGCUCGUAUGGAUGGAAUCAUGUUUGAAAGAUCGGAAGGAUCUUCAUUUGCAAACCCUAUUUUUAAUUUGCUAAAAGAUUACUUAAGUUCCCUUUGAACUCGGGAGCAUAUACACUUUGAUGAGCACCUCUGAGUCAUGAAGCAUGCUGAUGCAAGACCGAGACACCCUGUUUUCAGCUUUUUGGAAACCAUUACUAAAUGUGACAUUCGACCGUGAAAACUACUGAAACCAAAAGAAAGUAGUUCAUUUCAUAUUGGACAUAAGAUUGUAUAUAUUUCUAAUUAGAUAUCGGAGGAGCGACGAGGAGAGUUAAAUGGACUUCAUUAGUUCCUCCCAUAUGGCCAUAUGUGCCUAAUUUGUAUUAAAGCGAUUCAAGUCAUCUUUCAUCCGUAUGGUCUUAAAGCGACUCAAUUCAUUUACAUUAUAAAUCUUUUGUAUUUAAAUACACAAAAAUAUAUAUGAUAAACUAUUAGAAA
Messenger RNA from Erigeron canadensis, 2479 nucleotides. RefSeq names its product serine protease SPPA, chloroplastic. The record is from RefSeq and is a predicted model, not a curated record. The transcript has 13 exons. The coding region runs from base 69 to 2099 and encodes 676 amino acids. Gene Ontology annotation, molecular function: peptidase activity. Lineage: Eukaryota; Viridiplantae; Streptophyta; Magnoliopsida; Asterales; Asteraceae. Gene Ontology annotation, cellular component: membrane.